CUUUCCUCAGUGAGCAUACUGUAUGAUCACGACAAGCUUCCUCAAAGUCGAUCUAGACACUGUGGGAAUAAUUUGGAAAUUUGAAGGUCUUGGAGGUCAUUUCAACAGCUGUUUACCUUGCCAGGGCAAUGUACAAUCCACUAGAACGGGUGGUAGCCCAGAAGAAAGAGGCUAUUGAAGCAGUAAUGGAAAUGUUCGAGAAGGGGGCUGAGGUGCUGGCCAGUGCUGUUGGAGAGUUAUCACCUCUUUUUGAGGCUGCCGCUCCAGUCCUCAAGCUUGUCUUAAACAAUGUCGAAAGCAAGGAAGUGAUAUACGUCAAAGAUCAGUUUCUACUUGUGAGGAGCAAAUUAGAUGUCCUCUCAUCUCAACUGGAGGAUAUUGACUCUGAGAUUAGGAGGAGACGUUUGGAUUCUCAGUUCUUCUCUGUGGAAGAGAAUCUGCGCAACCAGUUCAGAAAAUACAUAGACAUUCUGGAGGCCAAACCUGAGUACAAGGAGGUCAAGAAACGCUUGUUCUUGGAACAUUUUAUCAUAACAGGAGGAGAGAAAAACCUCUGUGUGCUUUAUGAUGCUUUGAUAGGGAACAGUGCAUUUGGGGAGCCAAUUCUGGAUGUUGUGGAACAAUACGAGGCCAGAAACAGGAGGGUCCUGGAAGACUUCUGUGUUAGGUUGAAGGAGCUCCUCUGCUUGGGAAUAAUUGCUCUCCUCGGAUACUGUUUCCUAAAUCAGGGCGAAGAGGCAGAACAGGAGAAGAUGCAAGAGUGGAGCACCAAGAUCCAAGAAAUUGAGAUGAAAAUGAAGGAAACCAUUGAGAAAUGUGUCAAUACAUUUCCAGAGCAAGCUGAACUGGACAUCAAGAGGCUUAUGAAGGAAAGAGAGGAUGGGAACCUCCAGGAAAUUGCCAAGGAACUGCUGGACUUCCUGGUCAAGAAGUAUGACUGGGUAAGCUGGUCCAUUCGAGUCAUUACCAACUUGGGCAAAAUUCAUAACUGGAGAGCUGGAGAAAACUUUCAGUUUGUGGCUGGCCAGAAAUAUUUUGAAGUACCGCAAGGGUCUGAAACCAUCCUGGUGGUGUCCUACUGCAACAACCCUCAGCCUGUGCCCGAUGAGAGCAUAAAAGAAAUAAUGGAAGGUCCUGCAAAGAAGGGACAUGCUAAAGCUGUAGUUGAGGUUCUGAAGAAGCAGUUAGCUGGGUUUUUGGUUCACGCUGUCAGUCGCCACAAAGAGAGCUUUGCUGUUUCAAGUUUUCCUGAAGAAUCCCACUACUGGGAGAAACAUAAGAAUGUAAAUCUGUGCGUGCAUUCAGAGUAGACUUAUUGUUGCACAUUAUAAAUAGGCAUGUGUAUACUGAAUUUCUUAUAUCUUAAAGUCGUUAUAUGUGAAUGUCUCUCCAAAAACAUCCGAAAUAGAUAAUAGGCUAAACAUGAUAAGUGUUGUGGCAUUGUAUAGGCAAAUGGUUUGUAAUAAUAAAAUAAAUCUUUAGGAACCAAAGAGAAAAUGCUGGCUAAGAAAAUUGUUUCCCCAUUUAGCUUUUGCGAUAAUAAUGUGCUCUGGUUUACUCAGAGCUGACAGUAUCUGUUCCCCAACAGCCAUAAAAAGAGCACAUGGAAAGACAUCUCAGGAAACUUAUCCAGAUGAUGUGUUGCCCAGCAGAGCUCAUCAUGAUGUUAAGACUAAAGCAUAUCCUUUAAACAUUCAUGUCUGUUCAAUGAUGAAUUUACACUGGAUAAAUUGUUAAUCCUGUAACUGCAACCAGUGUUGGGUGUGUUAUUCUAAAAAAUAAUCCACUAGAAAUGAUUAAUUACUUCUCUAAAAUUUUAAUCAGAUUACUUGUUACUUCAUAGAAAAGUAAUCACAUUACUAAUUACUUUAGGAAUAUUCUGGGUUCAAUACAAGUUAAGCUCAAUCGACAGCAUUUGUGGCAUAAUGUUGAUUACUGCAAAAAAAAAAAAAACAUUUCGACAUGUCCCUCCUUUUCUUUAAAAAAAAAAAGCAAAAAUCGAGGUUACAGUGAGGCACUUACAACGGAAGUGAAUGUGGCCAAUGUUUUGGAGGGUUUAAAGGCAGACAUGUUAUGCUUAUAAUUUUACAAAACAGCACAACAGUCUCUAGAAUUUACCCCGAAUGGUGUCAAAAACAAAAAAAUAUCCAGAAAGGGGCAGUUCUGCGGAUGGAAAUGCCUUGUUGAUGAGAGAGGUCAACAGAGAAUGGCCAGACUGGUUUAAACUGACAAAGUCUACAGUAACUCAGAUAACUACCCUGUACAAUUGGGGUGAGAAGAAUAAAAUGAAGAUGAGUGUUGGCGCUGUUUUGGCGGAAUGAGGGGGACCUACAAAAUAUUAGGCAGGUGGUUUUAAUGUUGUGGCUGAUCAUUGUAUAAAAGCACUUAUAUUAAUUCCUCUGUUAAAACUCAUGUAUUAUUUGAGCUGUAAUUUUUUUUAAAUCAUAAUUUUUACAGUCGUUUUAGGGUUUGUUUACAUUACAUCGUCAUGGCAACGCAGUUCUAAAAUUGGCUAUAACUUUAUACAAAAAGGUUAGUAAGAGAUUUUAUCACACUAAAAUCAUGUUUACAGGCAUUUUGCUUAUGUCUUGAGGCUAUACUUUUGAAACAAAAGAGUAUUUUAAUGUUCAAAAAUGUACCCCCAUUCACUUCCAUUGUAAGAGCCUCACUGUAAUCCAGAUUUUUUAUUUUUUUUAUUUGUAUUUUUCCAGAAAUAAAUUUUUGUGAUAAUCAAUAUUAAGCCACAAAUACUGUCGACUGAGCUUAACUUGUAUUGAACCCAGAAUAUUCCUUUAAGCUACUUUCUAAAACAAAAUUUUUUUUGCUUAGAUAAUGUGAAAUAAUGUCUACAUUUUCUCCUUGUUCGUCUUUGCAUACAAAUUAUAAAACUGUUUCUCUCUUAUAAUGACUCGUUAGGAGGCAUACGCCCUUCAACUGUCAAAGAAAUGUAAACAGAAGUACAUAUAAACAUGAUUCAUGAUUGUAAUUCUACAUAAUACUGUUUUAGAAAUGUGUAUUGUACUUAAAAGUAAUCUUAAUUGAAAAUCAGUAACUGUAAUCUGAUUAGAAUUUACAAUGCAAUGUGCUAUACUGGUUUUUGACUAAAAAAGUAAUUGGAUAACUAAUAACUUAUUAAUCAGACUACACAAACCCUGCUGGCCUUAGUCAAAAUCUCAAAAAUUAACAGGGGCUCGGCGCAAAAAUGCCACCUCAACUGACAAAAAUGACCGCAAAAUUAAAAAUACUGUAUACAAGCAAAAAAAUGCCCUGUAAUGAAUUCCUAAUUAAAUACAUUUUUAUACAAAAUAUGAGUUGAUGCCGAUUUAUUUUAUAGGUAACAACCUUACAGUACAACUUGAAAAGGUUGAAAAGAUUGAAAAGGUAUUGAAAAGAUAUUUUCAUUAACUUAUUAGACUUUUUUUAGACUAUAGUUGAAAAUGGAAGGAUGGCAUACACUGUGUUUUAAUAUGGUUAGAAAAAAAUAUGCCCUCAUAAAAGGUAAAAAUGUCCCUGAAAAUCAAUUCCAGAUGGCAAAUAUUGCACCUUAAUUAUAAAGUUAAUUCCUGAC
Molecule: messenger RNA, 3568 nt
Organism: Myxocyprinus asiaticus (Chinese sucker)
Lineage: Eukaryota; Metazoa; Chordata; Actinopteri; Cypriniformes; Catostomidae
Product: protein rapunzel-like
Exons: 2
Coding region: 129-1310 (393 amino acids)
Source: RefSeq, a predicted model, not a curated record